UGAUCUUGACAAUCUUGAUUUAAUCUUGAUAAUACUUGAUCUAAUUAUCUAGAUCUAAUUCAUUAACUCCUUCACUGAAAGUUUCAGUGCCUGACUUGACUUAGUCGACAGACUUAGACUUUUUUACUUUUUAGUAGUUUUAGAGUUAGACUCUGAGUCUUAGUACUCUUAGACAACAUUUAGUUAGAUUCUAGAUCUAUAUAUAAUAUUAUUAUUAAUAUAAAAUAUAGAUCUAGUCAAGUACUAGUACUAAGACACUGACUAACUAUAUAGAUCUAGAUCUACUAUAUUCCAGCCCAGUCUACUCUACUGACUCUACCUCUAGUUACUAGUUAGUAAACUCUAGUUUAUCAAGUAUAUCUACUCUGACUUUAGUCUAUAACACUAUAUCAGAAUCCAAACUAUAUUUAUACUUUAGACUACUCAACUACUGUAUUAACUAAUAGUGUGUGUAUAGAUCUAGAUCUAGUAUUUAUGUAUUAAAAAGUUACUGGAUGCAGAAUUCUAUACUAGUGACUAUAUCUAGACUACAUAAAACUAGAUGUACAUACAUUAGAUUUAGAUCAGUUUGAUUGAUUUAUUUUGUUAGCUUGAUUAACAUUCAUAUUUAUAAUUAGAUCAUGACUCUACUAUAUAAUUAUAUAUCUAUGUCUAUAUUAUAAUAAUAGAUCUAGAUAGCUUUUUUUUUUUUUUGGUUUAAGUUUAAUGAGAUGGGGUAUUUCAAUCUCAUGAAAUUAAAGCUGCUAAUCAUGCUGAUUGCUAUCAUUAUUAUCAUACUCAUGCUUUAUGAGUAGGAUUAAAAUGCUGAUAUGACAGAACAUCAUGAUCAUCAUGCAGCCCAGAGUGCCCAGACCAUUGCUAUGUAGUCCUUUAUUUAAUUCUAUGAUGAAUCUAGGCUACUUACAUUUUAUAUAAUUACUAUUAAAAAUAUAUUCUUCUAAUUCAAUGUUUAUCUAAUUUAUCUAAUUACUAGAUUGUCUAGAUCUACAAUAGAAUAUCUACUUCAAUGUUUAUCUAAUUACUUGAUCUACAUUACAAUCUACUAUCAAAUAUUACUCAAGAAUUAUUUAAGAUUUUCCAUUGGAUUAUUCACUUACGCACCCACAUUAUUUUAUCAGAUAUCAUGCCAAGACAAAGAAAAAGAAAGCUUUCAUCCUGUACAAAUGUUGAAGACACUAUUUUGUACAAAUUCCUUUAUGAAAAUUUUAAUUAUUCUGAACUUUCACCAGAUGACAAUAAUAAACUAUGCUUAAAAGGACAUGUCCUCCUAAUUUAUCUGCAAAAUCAGUCCUCCUAAACAUCCACAGCAGAAAUUGUUGCUUCAACUUUUGGAUUCCCAUUUAAUCCAUGUUUAAUUUCAAAAGUUCAUUAUUUAACUGAAUGCACCAUUGCAAAGUAUAAAAGUAAUGUAACAAAAUAUUUGUCAGAAAUUCAAAACAUUUGCUAUCAAAUAUUUUACCAGUUACCUAGCACAACUGCUCCUAACUCUGAUUUAACUCCAACAAAAGCUAUACAACCAACUGAAAUAAAUCCUGUUACUGAAAUAAAUCUUGUUUCAUCAAAUUUAAGAAGCAAUGAUGAAUGAACCCCUCGUAGAAGACAUUUAAAAAGAUGACUUUCUUUUGUGUCCCAGGCAAGAAGUGAAGACAAGAAUAAAUAUAGGAAAAAAAUAUGUUUAUUAAAAUCUCAAAUUAACUCUCAGCCUAACCUUAUUAAAAAUCUUAGACGGUCUGUUCACCGAAAAAAUGAGAGGAUUAAUAAGUUGUUAAAAAAAUUGCACAAAUAUGAAAUUGCUUCUGGCAAACGUUUUUUAAAAUGUAAAAAAUGUAUUUGGCAAACAAAAAAGCAUCAAGAGGUAUUAAAGAAAAUGAAAUCAUCAUUUAAUAAAGAAUUGGCUGUGAAGGACGCUAUCAUAACAUUUCUUCAAAGUGAUAAACUACUUCUUGAAGAUGAACUUAAAGAACUAAAAGAAAAUAAAGCUAGGUCCCUUAAAAAAAAUAAUAAAACAUAUGAUGUUAUGACAAGGUUAAUGUUUUUUAAUUGUCUUUUAUACCAGGCCCCAACUUUUCUAUCUCCCCUAUAGUAAGUAGUUUAUCACAGAGAUUGGGUGUGCUUCUUGAUUGCGUCCCUCACAGAACAUCAGUAGACAACUUUGUAAGAGAACUUGGUGUUAUUUCAGACCUACAAGCCGCUGAAGUUGCUAUGAAAACACCACAUCUAACUCUUGGGUUUGAUUCCACAACCCAAGAGGGUGUUCUUGUCAAUUCAGUACAUCUCACCACUCCAUCUGAUACUUUUGUUAUAGCUUUAGAUCAGUUGAGUGGUGGGAGGGCUGAGGACUAUGAAAAACACUUAAUUGAAUCAAUACAAAAUUUAGCAUAUGCUUACUCAGAUUUUCAUAAGAUAGAGUUUUCCACUUGUCAUAAUGAAAUUAUCAAAAAUAUUUCCAACACUAUCUCAGACCGGGCAUCAGUGAAUCAUGCUUCCAUAGUUAAAUUAAAUGCAUUAUGGGGUAAAACCUUAAAUGAACUUAAUUGCCACCUGCACCCACUUGAUAGUAUUUCAAAAGGCUGCAGGUUGGCACUUAAGUCCCUGCAGACAGAAAGGAGCAGCCUUAUUGGGAGUGACUGCAUAGCAGGCAACAUUGUCUUACAAAUAGACAAACUCAGGUAUCGAGAUGGAAAGGGUGACCCCAAAAAUUUUAUUUCCUUUCUACUUAAUGAAAAUUUACCGAAGGGCCUUAUUCCACAGUAUAGGGGAAAUCGUUUGCUUGUGUUUUUCCGUACUUGUGGAAUAUUGGUCCUUCAUUAUGACCAAAUAUUAUCAUUUUUAAAAUCCCCUGCCCUUUCCUCUGGAUCGCUGAUAAGUUGCCUGCACAGUGACCUCAAUAGUGAAACUGGGAAGAAACAACUUUUUGUUAUGGGUAUGGUAGGGAAACUGCUGACAAGCCCUUGGAUGAAAAAAUUUUACAUUGCGCCUGGUGCGCAAGCUGUUUCUCAUCUUGGGGCUAUCACAGUCAUUAAAGAAGUUCUAGCCCAAGUAGAUCAAUGCCUUAAUAAUCCCUUCAUUAUUUUCACAAGAAACCUAGACUUCUUUGGUGAAAUCCUUGAUGUUAAUGAUCCCAUACUGGAGGUUCUUUUGCUCUGCCCUCAAGAUAAGGAAGUUGAAAACAUGAUAAAAGCUAGUUUGUCUUCUAUUGCAGAAACUAUCAAUAGGCAGUAUAAAAGGUAUCUUUGUAUGAAUGUGUCUGAGCUGAUGAGCACUCAGACAGAAUCUGCUAGGCUACAUAACAUGGAUUCUGAAGAGGUGAUUGGCAUGUUUAGUGCAGCCAAGAAAAAAGCACCUAAUGCAACGAUGUGCUACAUGUCCUCUAGAAUCCGUUCCCUAAAGAACAGAACUGUAGCCUAUCUAGAUUCUCUGAGUGCCUCAGAUAUGACUGAAAGGGUGACUUGGGCCAUUGGUGUCUCUCGCAGUAGGAGGCAGGCUAAUCGAGUGAGGACGUCAGAGGUGACUAAGGAGAUUGAUCUGAGGGCGGAGCAAAAAAACCAGGAGACAGAACAGAAAGAAAGAAAGAAAAUUGAAAAACUUUUAAGACAAGACAAUUACAUUGACAAGAUUAAGGAACUGAUUACUAACGUGACUGAACAGACUUGGAUGGAUGUGCAGGAAUUGUUAUCUGGAAAUGUUAUAGACAGGUUGAUAUGCCACUAUUGAUACAGUCCAGGCCCUGUAUUAUAUAGUGGCAGGGUAAAGGGACUGAAAAAAGGAAUGAAAGAUGUAUAUUUGGUAAAAUAUUGGCUGGAUGAUGAGGACGAGAGUAGAGGGGUUGACUAUGACAUGAGCAAGUAUCAGCUUGCCUGUGACAUACUGUUCAAAGACUUGACAUUACUGUAGAAUAGUAUUUGUUAACAUCAAGGAUUUUUCCCUACCCAUUGACAAAAAUGUUCCAGUUUCACUUCUGUCUGACAAACAGGGAUUCUUUAUAAUAGGGUGGAAAAACAAUAGGGGGGGUAAAUCUGUUAGCUAAUCAUUAGUGACUAAUACAUUUCAAUAAAAUAAAUACUUUUAUAAAAUUUUCAAACUGUAAAGAAUAGUAAACUAAAAGUUUAUGUCAUUAAUUUUAAACAUAUUAUAUACUAUUAUAAAAUUCACUAGAGGUAACCAUAGCCCUAACCUUUUUCUACUAUAUGUUUUAAGCUUUAAAAUAUAAAAUAUUUAAAAUAAAAUAGUACCUUAAUAAAAAAAAGAUGUAAAUAAAACUAUCAAAUUAUAAAGAAUGAUCAUUCAAAAUUUUUUUUUAACAGAAAAGUAAAGCCCCUCUUUCUGUAAUUUUAUAACAAAACAUUUGUGUUGGGAUUGUUUUUGUUAAUUUGAUUAUUAUUCAUUUCCUUCAUGUAACUAUAACUUUUAAAAUGAUUAAACCUACAUAGUGUUUACAAUUGUUUUCCCAUUGCAUCACAUGUAAUACAGCAAAGUUUAAAAUUAAUAAUGAUCAUGACUUACUAACAUAUAAAGUGUUUCUCUAGUCCUCCCAGUAGAUCUGAAAUAACACCAGUGGUUGUGUACUACUUGUCAUUCCCAUUUUUAAUAUUGCAUUUAUUUUUUUUUUUCUAGCACACUAUUUUGUUUUAUAUCAUCUAAUAAAAAAAAAGCUAAUCAACUAUUUUUCUUAGCUAUUUUUACUAUCACUAAUGAUAUGUGGUACAUCAUCACUUUUUAUAUAACGUUCCUUGUUAAAAUUUAUUUUAUUGAUAGUUCAUAAAGAAUUAAUUUAAAUUAUGUUUAAUGUAAAGCCAUAACUUUAAAAUUAAAAUAUUUAAUAAUUUUCAUAAACAAUAUUAUUAGUUUUAUAAAAUUGUCUUCACUUCAAGUUUGUGACUGUAAAGAUAUGUAAACUUUCCUUUUUAUAUUUAUGUGUACCAUUAAAAAUUAAGUUUUUUCAAACACAAAUCAUCAUAUAUCCUAUUAACCUUUCAUCAUUCAAACAUUAAACUCUCAUAAAAAACAACAACUUUUUUUUCAAAUCCAUUUAUUAUUAACCCUUCAUUAAAUUAAACAUUAAACUUUUCAUAAAUUCAUUUGUGAUUUAUACUUUCGUGAUGGUGUCUAAAUUCCCACAUGUGCCUUAUACUUUCAUGAUGGUGUCUAAAUUCCCACAUGUGCCUUAUACUUUCAUGAUGGUGUCCUUCAACUCCUUGCAUGUCAUCAGAGUCCCUUCGGCAACAUUUACUUAAUCAUCAUCCAGUACAUACUAACUUGCAUGUCAUCAGAGUCACUUGGCUCCAUUUACUUAAUUAUCAUCCAGUACAUACUAACUUGCAUGUCAUCAGAGUCACUUGGCUCCAUUUACUUAUUCAUCAUCCAGCACAUACUAACUUGCAUGUCAUCAGAGUCACUACGGCACCAACAAAUUAACCACCAUUGACUUCAUCAUCAUUCUAUGCUGCUUACUUGCAUGAUAUCUGCUUUGCUACACUUCUAACACAAAGAAGCCACCAUUUACUUUAUCUUCAUUCAUCACUGACUAAUUUGCAUGUCAUCGAGUCCCUACGUCACUAACAAACCACCAUUGGCUUCAUCAUUAGUUGGUCGAACUUAAUUUCUGUGUUAUCACAUUCAUCUUCUACGUUAUCAGCACAAUCCAGCAAUCAUUUAUGCCUUGCCAUCUUACCAUGCUAUACUUAAAAAUUAACAUCAUAUUAUCAAGAAACAUUUAUGUAAGUAAUUUUUAUUUUUUCUAUGCAAAAUGAUUUAAAGUUUUUAUUCUUUUUUUCUUUAAAUAUACAGAAAUAAUAUACAUGUAGCUAAAGAUAUAUUUGUUCAUCACAUCUAAAGUUUUAUCUUUAUCUUGGUGUUGUUUUUAGAUGUGAUAUAAAAAUGAGUGAGAUAGUAUGCUUUAUUGAUUUCAUAAAACCUCACUUAGUGUUGAGUGAAAAUGCGUUAAAAAAAUUUGUAAAAAAUUAACCAUUUGGCAUAUAGAAAUAAUCUAUAUAUAACUGGAAAGCUCAGGACAAGUGCUUCUUUUAUCUGUUAUCAACAUUUUGUUAAAAUAGAAAUAUAAGAACAUUUUAUUACAAAAAUAAAAAAUGAUAACCUCAUAUUGAGUUGGUUAAAAUAAAAAAAAAAAAUAUAUAUAUAUAUAUAAACUGUAUAAAACAAUAAAAUACUUUUAUUAAGCACACCUUAAGCUUUAUUUUGAUAUAUAGAUUAUAGCAAAGUGAUAAAAAUUAACAAAAUGGUACUCAUUUUUGUUCAUUUUUUCAUAAAAUCUUGUGCCAUGGUUUCCCAUUGCUUCAAUGUUAAGUGAAAGCGCGCCAAAAUUUUAUUUAUUUUUUUAUCUAUUGGACUCAUACUAACAUUCUAUACCUCAUUGGAAAGCUCCUUUGACCACCUUUUACUUCAUUAAAAAAGACUGCCUUUGUCAUACGUUCGUCUCCCAUACGGGAUACGUGCCCUGCCCAGCGUAACUGUCAGACCAUAAGAAGCCCCUCUAUACUGUCUAUACUGGCGUUUGCAAGGACAUCACUGUUUGUAGUGCAGUCUUAACACUGUAUGUCCAUGAUGGAGCGCAAGCAUCUUUGGUGAAAGCGCUCAAGAAGUCUUAGUUGUUUUCUGUAUAGUGUCCAUGUCUCAGAGUCAUACAGAAGGGUUGAGAGAACCACCGCCUGGUAGACAUUGAUAUUUGUAGGCAGGCAGAGCAAUUUGUUCCGCCAAACUCUUGCCUGAAGGCAUCCAAAAGCGCUACUGGCCCUGGCCAGACGGUUAUCAACUUCCCUUGAAAGUGAGGCGUUAUUUGACACAAUUCUACCUAGAUAUGUGAAGUGGUCUACAUUUAUAGUACCAUUUUAUAAUUAAUAUUGUUAUAAUCUAGAAUAUUCUAGAUCCUAGAGAUUUAGUAGAGGUGGUCUAAGGUCACUAUGGAGAUUUAGUUACAGUUAGUGUAUGAGAUUAGAGUCUUAUUAAAAUUAAUAUUGUUUGUCUACAAUAAUAAAAUAAUCAUUUCAUAUCACCAACAGAAAGAGAGACCUGACAACCCAGCAAGUCCGACACUUCGUUUUUCAAAUUAAGGACACAGAAUAGAGCAUUAAAUUGAAAAAAUAGGAACAGAUGUGGCACAGUGUCUCAGAUUAAAAUUAACAACCAGGAACAGAUGAUCUGUCAUCUCGGUUAGGGGGGGCUAGCUGCAAUAUAUAUGGAUCCAUCAAUCAGAAAUUCAAUUCAAAUAUUGCUAAGAGUUCGCCCUCCUGAUCCAAGUGAAAAAGGCUUUGCACCAUGAGUUCUGGAUGUUAACACUGCAGACAAUGCCAUUAUUCUUCACACAAAGCCAGAGCCCACAAUUUUCACCUAAGACAAUGUAGCAGAUGCUGACACCACACAGUGGCCAGACUGGCUCAGGAAAAAGUUUUACUAUGUUUGGUCCCUCUGAGAACUUGGAAAGCCCGUGGUGUGAUUCCCAGAAGUUUGGAGUAUCUCUCUAGUGUAAUAGCUCACCAACAAGAUGUAACUUUCUUUUAUUGUAUACAAUUGUUUUUAUAAGGUUUAACUGGUGUAAUGAAACCAUUAGAUUUAAAUGUUUCCUUUUUUUUUCUGCCCCACUUUUGUUUAAAACACGAAUCAUAACAUUUUUUUAAUUCUCUUCACAGCAUGGCAGUAAAAAACAGUUUUUGUGUCGCUGCUCCUUUUUAGAAAUCUAU
Molecule: messenger RNA, 7694 nt
Organism: Biomphalaria glabrata
Lineage: Eukaryota; Metazoa; Mollusca; Gastropoda; Planorbidae
Exons: 6
Coding region: 2203-3714 (503 amino acids)
Source: RefSeq, a predicted model, not a curated record